Molecule: messenger RNA, 1788 nt
Organism: Microthlaspi erraticum
Lineage: Eukaryota; Viridiplantae; Streptophyta; Magnoliopsida; Brassicales; Brassicaceae
Source: the annotation of a GenBank genome assembly
AUGAGAGGAAAUUGCCAGCAAAGAACAGUGAAAGGAAGCCCGAGCGCAGCCCACAAAAGACUUGUCGUAGAUGAUGAGAUCAUCCAGAUCCCCGACUGUGAUCUCACUGCAGUAACCGAACAGUUCAAACAAACCCUAAUAGGGCGAACAUUCAACCGUGAAGGCAGAAGCAUUGAUGCUUUAAUCAGCCUACUCCCGAAGCCCAAGAUCUGGGAUGUGGAAGGAAGAACUCAGGGAAUAAACCUUGGCAAUGGUCGGUUCCAGUUUGAUUUCGAUCACGUGGACGACAUGAACAAGGUUUUAGCCAAACGGACUUUAACCGCCCUCGGAACAGUCACUAAUAUCGAUGCCAAAAGAGCCAAAUUCCAAGUCUCCCUCAACGCGGACAAACCUCUGCAAUUUGAAAGAAAAGUUGGUUUUCCUAAUGGAGAUAUCGCUUCUGUAACCCUGACUUACGAGGGCUUACAACGGCACUGCUUCACUUGCAAACUCCUAUCCCAUGGAGAGGCGUCCUGCCCGGAGCUCACCGAAGAACAACAUGAGGAAAAGAAGAGGUUACGGCUGGAAGAACUCCGACAAGAAGCUCUGUUUGGAUAUGGAGUUAAUGCAACCACCAAUUCUACAAGAACAAAAGAAGCAUGGGUGAGCCAGAGAACCGAGAUACGUGAUGAUCACCUCUACGAUGACUGUGUAAGGACCAACAUACCUAAACGUGAAUAUCGUCAGAGAUCGGAUCACACAAGCUACUCAGAGUCUCGAUCUCAAGCCAGGAACAAAUCUGUCUCGAGACACCAAGAUCUCCGACAGGAAUUAAGCAAAAGAAGAGAUUCGAGAGGCCGAGAGGUAUGGACUCGACUAGAUCGGAGCCAUUUGGACAAGAGACAGUCCGGCAAAGACCGAUACCACCCAUACGAGAAGCCAACGAAUGAACGGAGAAGCUCUCGGGAUGUGAGAAAAGAUUCCCAACAAGUCUGGCACCCAAAAAAAAUACAACAACUCGAUACCCCAACUUCUAGAGUCUCCAACAUGCGCAGUGCAGUACAGGAACCUCCAUCGGACUCCCAACAAACCAUAACCGAAAGACCAAAUAACAUGGAAAGGAGCCGAACUAAAGCCAAGGGUUUGUUGAUCACAUAUCCAACCAUAGCUGAGAGCGAGCGCCCCAACAAGCGCAAGGGCAAAGAACACGUGGUGGAACUCUCAAAGAGGAAAAAAAUGAUGAGGUACAUGGAGAAACCUCAGCCACUCAAGAGCCUCUCUAUCAUCGAACCGGCUUCCAACCCAGCUCCAUAUCCAGGAAACGUUACUCAUCAAGACCAAGAUCCAACAGCUUCUCUGCUAACCCCAAUGGAGGAAGAGUUUCUAGCAAACACUGAAGAAGGAGAGCUCGACGAAACCCUCACCGCAGAUCAAAUCGACUAUAUGAUCAACGAACUUGCGUACAGUGCACUCGAUGAUGUGAUGUUGGAGAACGACGACCUUCUCGGAGAAGAGCUGGCCUCCGACGAGGAGAGGAUAGAUGCUAUUUCACAACUAUCCCCAAUGGUUUUGCAGGAGAAAGAGUUUAAUGAAGAGAUGCAGGAACCAGAGGCAGAGAUCCCAAAGAAUACAGAGAAGGUGCUCCAGAACGCACCUCAGGGAAGAAAGAAGAAACCUGUCCCCAGCCCGGAGAAGAAAGGUCGACAAGUCUCAAGGAAGCUCCAAGCCCUCCUUCUCAAACCAUCGCCAAAAAAGAAGCCAACAACGGGUUCGGUGGUGUCCCAGAAACCACCCAGUAAGAAGAUAUGA